Messenger RNA from Pseudophryne corroboree (corroboree frog), 1479 nucleotides. RefSeq names its product regulator of G protein signaling 4 (gene RGS4). The coding region runs from base 35 to 766 and encodes 243 amino acids. The record is from RefSeq and is a predicted model, not a curated record. The transcript has 5 exons. Lineage: Eukaryota; Metazoa; Chordata; Amphibia; Anura; Myobatrachidae.
UUCCUGCUGUUUGAGGCUAUAAAAAGAUGAGAGGAUGGGAAGCAGCAGCAGCAGAGCAGUGACAAUCUGGACAGACAGAUCCAGUGAGACAGACAGAAAACAGAAAAAUAACAAUAUCAGAGCCUGGGAACCUGACCAUACAGCCAAGAUGUGCAAAGGACUUGCUGGAGUUACAUCUUUUCCUGCCACCUGUCUGAAAAGUGCCAAAGAUAUGAAGCAUCGACUCGGAUUUCUUCUGCAGAAAACUGAUGGUUGUGAUAGCAGCAUUUGUGUGAAGAAAGACAAACCUGGUUGUCAGAGGCUAACUCAAGGCGAAGUCAAGAAAUGGGCGGAGUCUUUGGAAAAUCUAGUCAACAGUGAAUGUGGUUUGGUGGCUUUCAGGUCCUUUCUACAAUCUGAAUUCAGUGAAGAGAACAUUGAUUUUUGGCUGGCAUGUGAGAAUUUCAAGAAGACCAAAUUCUCAGCAAAGAUGUCAAGCAAAGCUCAAAAAAUCUAUGAGGACUUUAUUUCCAUAGAUGCUUCCAGAGAAGUGAAUCUGGAUUCCAACACUCGGGAAGAGACAACCAAAAGCCUGAUUCAGCCAUCACAUUCUAUAUUUGAUCAGGCACAACACAAAAUCUUUAUCUUAAUGGAGAAGGAUUCAUACCGACGCUUUCUCAAGUCACAUUUCUACCUGGACCUUGUCAGCUUUACCAGUGGUGGAAGCACUAAGAAGAUGAAAGGUUUCAGCACUGACAGCAACCCCUUCAUUCCUCAGUGUGCUUAGUAAAGAAGACACAGACUGUGCAUGGCCACAGCUAAGAACUAGAUGUCUAUGUCCUCUUAUCUAUAAUGUACAAUGGCUCAGAUCCGCUCCUGAGUCAGCUCCUCUUAUUUAUUAGACGUGUGUGUCUUUGCAUGCAUUUCUGUUCUAUCGGGGCGAGCUGGAAGAGUCAUACACAACAUUCUCAGGUGAUACUUACGAAAGGUGCAAGUUGUCUUCAUUAUGAAGGAUUAAGGUGAUUCAUAUUGUAUGCAAUAUGAUGCUAAUGAGGUCCAUACACCUAUAGCUGGCAAAGAUCCAAAUCACUUAGCUUUUAAAUACAUUUGUUAAGAGAAGUGAUGGGAGAGCUCCCCUUUGCUAGAGAAGAAGCAGUCUAGAGAAGUAUGAGAAUUAAAAAACCCUUCUUCAGGGAGGCAGUUAAGUGACCAGCGGCCUUCUUCAGCACAGGGGAGAAAUGAAAUAGCAAUAUAUUUGCUGAUGUAGCAACAGUGUCACAUUGUUGAUGGACAAAAAAGGUAGAAACUACUGCUUUUAUUUUAUUACAGAUAUUUAUUUUGACAAAGCUGAUUUUAACUUAAAUACAGUUAUUCAUUUUGUUUUAUUCGAAACAUAUUUUGACAUUUGUUCUGCGUUUUUGCAUUACUUUUAUACUUUAUGUUGUUGGGAAAAGAAGAAUGAUGUAGCGCUCAUUGAUUAAAAAAAAAAACAAAAAAAAA